This is a messenger RNA of Amphimedon queenslandica, 1415 nucleotides long. RefSeq names its product crt homolog 3-like. The transcript has 6 exons. NCBI's taxonomy places the organism in Eukaryota, Metazoa, Porifera, Demospongiae, Haplosclerida, Niphatidae. The record is from RefSeq and is a predicted model, not a curated record. The coding region runs from base 53 to 1306 and encodes 417 amino acids.
UUGCAUCAGCCUCAGGCUACUACUAGUAGAUCAGUUUAUCAAGGCUACAAUAAUGGUGGGCUAUCUUUCUGAGCUCAAGGUGAUGGAAAAGGCUCGUUCUUUCUUUGCUGCCCAUCCUAAGGUAACUUGGACCAUACUGGGAACUUUCUUUGCUUUCUUAGCAGUGGUGGGUCAGGUUGGAGAGAAUGUGAGCCUUCCUCUGUGGGCAGAUGCAGCCUCGUCCAAUUGCUCUUAUUACAAAAACAACACAGAAGAAUCCGACGUACAAAUGGAGAACUUUUUCAUUCUCAGCUUUGCCUCAAUGGCAUUUGUCAUAGUGUUUGGAAUCUGCACUCUAGUAGUAGCAGCAUUUGAUUUCAAGACAAUAAAAGAGAACCUCAAAUUCCCCCAGUGGCAGCUGGUGUUAAUUGGUGUCUGUGAUGCCCUCAAUGGUAUCCUGGUUGUCUUUUCUGCUUCACCCAGGCGCACUGCCCCAUUCUUGCAAGCUAUACUUGGCAAUAUUGUCAUCCCUUUAACAAUAGUUCUCCGGUUUCUUAUAUUGCGGAAAAAGCCGACUCUUAUUAAACUUUCAGCUGCUGGGAUAGUUUGUGUUGGUCUCAUAAUGUCCCUCAUUCCUGUCAUAGGCAAUAUGGAUAAAGACAGUGACUCCGGACUCUGGCAGGACCAGCCUACUGCUGGUAGGAUUCUCUGGCCAUUAUGCUUCAUGAUAGGAUUUUUCCCAGCUACAGUAAUGAAUGUAGUUGAGGAAAUGAGUUUAAAGGACACAAGAAAAGUCAAUCUGUUCUACCUCCUGUUCUGGACGUCUUUGUAUCAAGUCAUUACCAUUUGGUUAUUCUUCUGGGUUGAUAUACUCCCUUCCUUUGGAUAUGCAGAUAACAUUCACCAAUUUGGAGAGAACUAUAAGUUUGCCCUUGCUUGCUUCUUUGGUGGUGACACCUGUGAUGCUAUUCCCGGUAUUCGUGGUACUUCAUUCAUUGUGAUGUAUAUCUUGGCUUAUAUUGGGAGUGGGCUCUUACUACGCUAUGCUGAAGGGGCAACAUACUUGGCUAUUGUCCAAGCAUUGGUAACACCAUUGGGAGCUCUUUUCUGGAGUCUUUUUGAUACUGACGACUGUGGAGGGUUCUUUUGGAGUCCUCACGCUAAUAAUCUGACCUACUUCAGUAUCGCAGGAAUUGUACUGAUAGUUCCAGCUAUUCUACUGUACAACACUGAGAAAGAGACCAUUAAAAAGUGGUUGAGGAAAGUUCACAUACCAGUACCGUAUGAUACUGAAAUUGCUGAAGAGAAAACACCAUUGCUGAACUAACUAUACUCAAGAGAAUUAUGAUGCCAAUAAUUUUUUGCUACAUUUUUUUGAAUUAGCUACUUUGUGUCAAUUUGGUUUUUUGAUUACACGUUAAAUUUUAAUUUUUGAA